UCCACUAAGGUAACCCACAAUCUUCCAAUUCAUUACUUAAAACCUCUAUAAACCCUUUCAACAUUAGAUCCUCAAACCUUACACCCAUUAACAAUUACAUUCACGACCACUGAUCUCUUUCUAAUGGCGUUGUGGCUCACCUGCCUCGCCGCCGGUUGCCGCACCGCCGUGGCUUGCGCUAUAAUCGCUGCUGCCACUGUGUAUGGCCCAGCUUCUCUCCGACAGCAAGUCACUUUCCCCGCAUUCUCUUAUGUCACUGCCAUCCUGAUUGUGACGAAUGCCACUCUCGGCGACGCCAUCCGUGGCUGCUGGCUGGCUCUCUACGCUACUUUGCAGACUGUCUGUCCAGCCAUGGCUGUGUUUUGGCUCAUCGGACCGACCAAAUUCUCUUACGAAACGAUCGCUUUGACCGUGGCGUUGGCUUCCGUUGUGGUGUUGCUGCCUAGCUCCACCCAUGUGUUGGCCAAGCGGAUUGCUUUGGGUCAGAUUGUGAUUAUUUAUGUUGUGGGUUUUAUUGGCGGCGUUCACACUCAGCCUCUCAUGCACCCUGUUCAUGUCGCCGCCACCACCGCCAUGGGCGUCGCCGCCAGUGUCCUCGCCACCCUUCUCCCCUUUCCUCGCCUUGCUUCUCUUGAGGUGAAGAAGAAGAGCAAGGCAAUGGUGGACAACGUGGCAGAGCGGUUAAGGCUGUUACUGAAAGCAGUUCUUGCUGACAAUGACACCGUGGCAGUUGGGGCUAUAUCUAAAGCUUCACUAUUGUCCACUUCAGCAACUAAACUCCUACACCCAAUAAGACAACUCCAAGAAAGCAUGCAAUGGGAAUGGAUUAUUCCAUACAAAAUGUGCGGACAGGGAUGGUCGAGCGGCGUUGACAAGCUGCAAAAUUUGGAGACGGCGUUGAGGGGAAUGGAUUUAGCUUUAUCCAACAUUGCUUCAUAUCCAAUCCAAACACUUAAAGAUCAAUCACUUAGAAAUGGUCUAAACGCUUUGGAAAAUCACAUCACCAAAGCUUUAAUCCAAAACGCUUAUUCACCGUCUGAUUCACAUACUUUCCCUGAGUCAAACCCAGAUGAGGAAGCCACAAUAAACAAGAUCACUCAAUCCAACCAAGAAAUGCCAACAAACCCAGAUGAUCUUCCCUCUCUGUUCUUCAUAUUCUGCAUGAAACUCCUCCUGAUCAAACCCAACAACCCACAAAUCAAAAAACAAGAACCAAAUCAAACAUGGGUCUCUGUUCCAAUAUGGAGUAGCUGGGCCUCACAAUUCAACGCUAAGAGGCUAAUUCCAGUGCUAAAAUCCGCUCUUUCAUUGGGGAUUGCGGUGUUCUUGGGAUUGAUGUACAGCAAAGAAAAUGGAUUCUGGGCGAGCUUAGGAGUGGCUGUCAGCAUUGCUUGUACACGAGAGGCUACCUUCAAAUUGGCUAAUGUUAAGCUUCAAGGAACAGUGGUGGGAUCUGUGUAUGGAGUUUUGAGCUUUGUUGUGUUCGAAAAUUUUUUGUUGGGUCGGCUUCUUUGUCUUCUCCCCUGCUUUGUCUUCACCAGCUUUCUUCAGAGAAGCAAAAUGUACGGCCCUGCCGGUGGAGUUUCCGCCAUUAUUGGAGCUGUCAUCAUUUUGGGAAGAACAAAUUACGGCUCUCCUAAAGAACUCGCUUUUGCUAGAAUCGUAGAGACAAUUAUUGGCCUCUCAUCCUCUGUUAUGGUUGAUAUCCUUCUACAGCCAACCAGAGCUUCAAAAUUGGCCAAAUUUCAGGUCACUGUCAGUUUAAGAGCACUUCAAAAAUGCAUUGAUUCGUUAAAUUCUCCAGAGGAUUUGAAGGAAUGUCAGAAGAAUUUGGCAACUCAAAUUGGAGAGCUGAAGAAGCUAAUUGAUGAGGCUGCAGAGGAACCCAAUUUUUGGUUUGUGCCAUUUAAGACAGAUUGCUAUGGGAAGUUGUUCAAGUCACUGUCGAGAAUGGUUGAUCUUUUUGGUUUUAUUCAUUGUGCAAUGAAAAUUGGGAAAAAUCAAGAGGAGGACAUUGAGAAGGUGAAGGAAAUGGUGAGUUCUUUGGUGGGAUGUUAUGUGGAGGUGAGUUCGUUGAAAUCAUUGAAAGUUCUUGAGAAGAAUGGUGAUGGUGUUGGGGAUGUGGAGAUGGGAGUGGCGCAGAGGGAGGGGAUUGAUGAAAUGGAGAAGAAGAAGAUGGUGUGUUCAUUUUUGCAGCAUUGUGUGGAGGCUGUGGAGCAUGAAAGUGAAGAGCUUAAGAGUGAAGCAAUUCUGAGGCUGAGUGCUUUGGGGUUUUGUUUAAGCAGUUUGAUGAAGGAGACGGAAGAGAUUGGGAAGGCAACCAGAGAGUUGAUUCAAUGGGAGAAUCCUUGCAGCCAUGUUGAUUUUAAUGAAAUCACAGCGAAGAUUCAUGCACUACAAAAGAACUAAAGGGAAGGGUUUGAACUAUAAACAUUAAUUUUCUAAAGUGAAUAAUCGCAUUUCCUUUGUAUAAAUAACCCUACAAUAACAUGUAUAACUCAUCCCAUUUUUCUAUUUUAUAUACACUAAGGGAUAGGUGUAUUUGUA
This is a messenger RNA of Cucurbita pepo subsp. pepo (vegetable marrow), 2547 nucleotides long. RefSeq lists its product as uncharacterized. Gene Ontology annotation, cellular component: plasma membrane. NCBI's taxonomy places the organism in Eukaryota, Viridiplantae, Streptophyta, Magnoliopsida, Cucurbitales, Cucurbitaceae. The record is from RefSeq and is a predicted model, not a curated record.